Molecule: messenger RNA, 504 nt
Organism: Eremothecium gossypii ATCC 10895
Lineage: Eukaryota; Fungi; Ascomycota; Saccharomycetes; Saccharomycetales; Saccharomycetaceae
Gene: EMA19
Product: Ema19p
Exons: 1
Coding region: 1-504 (167 amino acids)
Cellular component (GO): endoplasmic reticulum
Source: RefSeq, marked provisional
AUGCUCUCCUUCACAGAACAGAAGUUUUACUACUUCUACUUCCUGGUGCACAUCCCGAUUACCAUCUUCGUGGACUCCUCUGUGGUGCUCCCGCAGGCCUUCCAGCUGGCACCCCGGCUGGUCAAUUGGCAUAUUACAACGAACUAUGACUUCCUCUUGCAAGAAAAGCCAGCAUGGCUAUGGUGGUUCAUAGUGGUAGAGCUCGUCUUCCAACUGCCUUUCUUCCUCUUUAUUACGCGAAGGUUCCUGCAGUUGUGGAAGCUGACCUUUUACGGCAGUGAAGAAGCCAAGCCCCUGAUCUUUCAGCUUUGGCGUGCUAUGGCAGGCAGCCUGCGCCUUUAUGGCCUCAAUGCCUCGCUGACGACUCUCAUGUGCCUGUGGGCAAUCUGGUCACGUGGGUACUAUCCAGCGACGGGACUCCCUAUGGCUGUUGCAGACAAAGCGAAACUCAGCAUGCUCUACGUGCCCUACUUCCUGAUUCCUCUGCGCCUCGUCUUUGUGUGA